AUGAACAGUGAAAAAAGCUAUGAUUCAUUACCAAACUUCACUGCUGCUGACUGUCUAAGACUUCUUGGUAUAGGAAGAAACCAGUAUAUAGAUCUAAUGAAUCAAUGUAGGUCUUCAAAAAAAUUUUUCAGAAGGAAAAGUGCUCAUGAUCUGUUACCCGUGAAACCCGUGGAGAUUGCUAUAGAAGCUUGGUGGGUCGUGCAGUCUGGCUACAUCACUGAGGACGACAUCAAGAUUUGUACUACAUUGGAGAAGUCUGCUAUUGAUAAGAUAAUUGAUUCAGGUCCUCAGCUUGCUGGUUCAUUAGACUUCAAUGUAGUUCACAGUUUGUAUAACAAAGGAUUUAUUUACCUUGAUGUACCAAUAUCUGAUGACAGCUGUAUAGCAGUGCCACCACUUGAAGGUUUUGUGAUGAACAGAGUGCAAGGUGAUUACUUUGAAACGCUCCUGUACAAGAUAUUUGUUUCAAUAGAUGAACACACUAAUGUGGCAGAGCUUGCAAAUGUCCUAGAGAUUGACUUAUCUUUGGUAAAGAAUGCUGUGUCCAUGUAUUGUCGGUUAGGCUUUGCUCAUAAAAAAGGCCAAGUAAUAAACCUGGAUAAUCUUCAUCCAUCAUGGAAGAACGUUCCUUCAAUAAACAGACUGAAGAGUACUUUGGACCCUCAAAAGAUGCUGCUUUCAUGGGACAGUGGGGAAAACAGAAGUCCUAUACAGGAAGUUGGGUCAUCAGCCACAGAUACAGAUACCAACAGUCAAGAUGAUCCAGCUGAAACAGCCAGCGUGAGCAGCCUGAAUCUGUCUAGCGGACACACAAAGCGUAUUGCCUUCCUGUUUGAUUCUACUCUCACUGCCUUUCUAAUGAUGGGAAAUCUUUCACCAAACUUGAAAAGUCACGCGGUCACUAUGUUUGAAGUUGGGAAACUGUCAGAUGAGAGUCUUGACAGCUUCUUGGUGGAACUGGAAAAGGUUCAAAGCACAGGUGAAGGGGAAGCACAGCGGUACUUUGAUCAUGCUCUUACACUGAGAAACACAAUACUGUUUUUGCGGCAUAAUAAAGACCUUGGGGCACAAGCUGUACAGCCUGAUCAACCAAAUAACGGCUUUCCCUUGGACCUCUUACGAUGUGAGAGUUUGCUCGGCUUGGAUCCAGCUACCUGCAGUAGAGUUCUCAACAAAAAUUAUACUCUGCUGGUUUCCAUGGCACCACUCACCAAUGAAAUUCGACCUAUUAGCAGCUGUACACCCCAGCAUAUUGGACCUGCAAUACCAGAAGUCAGUUCAGUUUGGUUUAAACUGUAUAUUUACCAUAUAACUGGGCAAGGACCACCCUCGCUGUUGCUCUCUAAAGGAACACGUCUUCGGAAACUUCCAGACAUUUUUCAGGGUUAUGAUCGCUUACUAAUAACGUCUUGGGGUCAUGACCCAGGAGUAGUUCCUACUUCAAAUGUGCUCACAAUGUUGAAUGAUGCUUUAACACAUUCUGCUGUUCUAAUUCAGGGACAUGGCAUGCAUGGAAUGGGAGAAACAAUGCACGUACCUUUCCCAUUUGAUGAAGCUGAGCAGCAGGGAGACUUCUCUCGUGUGAACAUGGGCAUUCAUACGGCUUUAAAGAUACUGAGAAGCAAAGUAGACUUGCAGCACUUUUGUGGCUAUGUCACCAUGUUGAAUCCUUCAAGUCGGCACACCAACAGAAAGCUGAGUGAUGCUUCUGAUGGAAGAGGAGAGGCUGAACUAGCGUCAGGAUCUGAUGUAAAUGGGAGCACAGAAUCAUUUGAAAUGGUAAUAGAAGAAACCUCAAUGGAUUCUGCAGCCAAGCAAAGCCUUGAAGUACCCACAACAGAACUGGAAUGGGUUCCCCUGGAAUUAUGCUUUGGCAUUCCUCUCUUCAGCUCUGAGUUGAAUCAGAAAGUCUGCAGAAAAAUUGCCACUCAUGGAUUAUGUAGAAAAGAAAGCCUUCAAAAGCUCCUACAUUCCAGUAGAAAGCUGUCUCUCCAGGUCCUUAAUUUUGUUCAUUCAUUCCAGGAAGGUAUUUCAACACUGGAUCAGCUCCAUGAUGCUGGUUCUUCAAGUUCACUUUUGCAGCCUGUUUCUGCAGAUAUGGGUGUUCCCCUUCCUGCCAAGAAUCUCAUGUUCAGAGAAGGUGUAUUAUCAGAAUGGAAUGGAUAGUCCCCUUCCUCAG
Molecule: messenger RNA, 2179 nt
Organism: Antrostomus carolinensis (chuck-will's-widow)
Lineage: Eukaryota; Metazoa; Chordata; Aves; Caprimulgiformes; Caprimulgidae
Gene: FAM91A1
Product: family with sequence similarity 91 member A1
Exons: 21
Coding region: 1-2166 (721 amino acids)
Biological process (GO): intracellular protein transport
Cellular component (GO): trans-Golgi network; cytoplasmic vesicle
Source: RefSeq, a predicted model, not a curated record